Molecule: messenger RNA, 3107 nt
Organism: Aphanomyces astaci
Lineage: Eukaryota; Oomycota; Saprolegniomycetes; Saprolegniales; Verrucalvaceae
Exons: 3
Coding region: 68-1843 (591 amino acids)
Molecular function (GO): peptidyl-prolyl cis-trans isomerase activity
Source: RefSeq, a predicted model, not a curated record
CAACACUCCACGACUCCUUCGAAGCUUGCCAUCUGACGACAGCAGCGACGGCUCGACUUGACAACUCAUGACCGAAGCAAAGGCGAGACUAGGCAGUCUCUUUGGGUCUAAUGGGACAGGGGACAACACGAACGAUCCGUUGAGGUAUAGCGCUCCAAAGGAACCGAUCAAGGCGGCGGCGACAGCAGCGCCAGCAGCCUCCGAGGCCGCGCAGAACAUCAUCUACAGCAGCACCGUCAAUUUGUUCAAGUACGACGUGUCAAAGAAGUCGUACGCAUCCUGCUCGCCUUCCCCCGUGGGUUGCGUCAUUCUCGGCAACAACGCCACGUAUUCGCUGCUCCUGUACAACGCCGCGAAGGAGCACCUGUCACGCUCUCCCGUGACGGUGGCACUGCAGGCGACGCUGCAGCCAGGGCAGUACGUCAACUUCUACGACGCCUCGGGUGACAACUUCUCGGCGCGGUUCUCCACGGACGUGGACGCGCAGACGUUCAUCCGCACAUUGUUCCUUACCAAGGUGCAUGUGGGCAUUUGGGGCGGGAACGCUGGCGCAGCCCCUACGAUCUCGGCGACUGCUUUGACCAAGGAAGAGCUGUCAAGCCACGACGCGAAUGCACGCGCGAUCGUCGAUGGCGACUCGGUGGGCGUGGCCUUGAGCGUUUGGCGCGUGGUCGGCAACAUCGGGAGCUCUCCUCUGGACGUCGUGACCAAGUACGCGCCGUUUGAGAAGGUGUCGGCGACGGAUGUGCGCAAGUUCCGCGUGGGGGACAAAGCCGAGCGCAUUUCAGCCUUGGAGGAAGGCGUCGUUGGCAUGAAGAAGGGCGGGACUCGAAUUGUCUUGGCGCCACCGAGUAAGACCAACGGCAAAGACUGGUACAUUCUGCAGAUCGAGCUGGUCAAAGUCAAGCCGCACAACGCGACGGACCAGCCGUCGUCGUCGGCAGCUGCUUCGUCGCGGCGAUCCAGUGAGUCGCCCCGCGGUGGUGCCACGUCAUCGUCGAAUGGCCAAGCAGCAACCACAUCAGAUCUGGUUGUAUUUGAGCAGCAAAAGGAAGAGAUGGAGAAACAGCGGCAGUCCCUGCUGGAGCUGCAAAAGCAAGUACAGCAGCAGCAGCAGCAAGCUGCCAAUGUGACGCCUGGAGUGAAUUCAUCACCACAACCACCCCUUCAUCAACCGGCGCACAUGAUGUAUCCGCCACACAUGAUGUAUCCGCCGCAGCCGUACAUGCCUUCCCAGUCGCCGCCGCCGUCUUCAUCCAUGUAUCCGUGGGGAGGUAUGAUGGGCGGCAAGUCCGUGGACGUGCUCGUGUUGGAAUUGCACUCGAAAGUCGAUCAUUUGAUUCGCACAUCCUCAUCAUCGUCGUCGUCGUCGUCGUCGACGACGUUAUUGGGGCACACGGACGCCGGGCACACGCUGCGAGGAGUCGAACGUCUGGUACAAGAAAACGAACGCCUCGUGCACCAAAUCGGCCUGCAAAGCCAGCAAGUGAACGCGUUUGAAACAAAGUGCGACGACCUGCAAACCACCGUGACCAAACUCAUGGCCGAGAAGAGCCAGUGGAAGGAACAGGGACAUUUGCAACUGGCCGAAACCGCCAACUUGACGGCCGCGCGCGACGCCGCCCUCCAUCAAGCGAGCCGGCUGCACCAAGAAGUCCAGCAACUGCGGUACGCGCUGUACCAGACGAGCCAAUCGUCAUGUACGUCGAAACCUUGGCUAGUUGAUUGCUGUUGGACACAUAUGCUUGAGGGCUGUGGGGUGGGUGGGGAUCAUGUCAUAUCCCGCAGGCUAGCCAGUCUUGCAAUGACCGAGCUGUGCUACCGUCGAGCUGUGCUACCGUGAAGCUAGCUAUCAACCAGCUGGCUACAUAGCUACAUGGCUACUGGUGGUUUGGCUAUCAAACCAGCGAGGCUACUUUACUUGCCAACAACUUUGCUACAUGGCUAGUCGUUGUUCAGCUAUCGAGUGAGCUAGUACUAGCUACUUGCCAAUGUCACUAGCUACUUGGCUAUCUAGGCUAGCUGCUCGUUAGUUAGCCACUAGAGGGUUCACUUUGACAUACUGCGAAUGAAUGGUUGACCAAGGAUAUGAUAGAUGUGUGUUUUGUGUAGCCGGCCAAGAUGCGCGGGUGACGGAACUGCAGAUGGAGCGCGACGCGGCGCUGGCCAACGAGUCGGCGGCGCGCGCGAUUGCCGAGCAGGAACUGGCCCUGGUCAAGAAGCAGGCGGUGAACCUCACGUCUCUUCAUGCGUCGGAAAUGCAGUCGCUCCGGCUGUCUCAUGACCAAGAGGUCGCUCGGCUGCAAACUGCUCACCACAACCAACUCGAAGCUUUGGAAGGCCAACUGGUCACCCAAGUAGCACAGCAGCAGCAGCCGAGUCCGUCUGUGGAUGCAAGGUUGCAUGCCGAGAACGACCAGUGGAAGGAACAUGCGGCGGCGGUGGAAGCGCUACAGGCCGAGAACGCGCUGCAUAUGGAGCGCAUUUCCGAGCUCGAGCAGCUGCAGGCAUUUCACGCGCAGGCCCGCGAGACUGAAGUGCUGGCGUUGAAGGCGCAGGUGGCGGCGCUGGAGGCGAAAGUGGUUCAUGAAGGGGACGAGGAUGAUGGCCUUGCUGGUAAGGAAGGUUCGUGUGCGCAUUGCGCUGAAGCCGACGCCAAGGCGCACCAAGCUACAGUUGACGCAUCGGUCAAGGAGGCGGCGGCGCGGCAGGCGCUGGAAGCCGCGGACGCGCUCAAGAAGGAAGCGCAGGAGCUGCUGCUCGAAGCGCCGCUUCCAUCUCCAAACGUGUCGGAACUGUUUAAAGACGUGGUGAACGACAUCUUUUACCGGUUUCAAGACAUUUUCGAAGAUGAAGUCGCGCUCGACGGCAACCAGGUGCUCAAGGACAUCAAGAAAGUGCUCAAGCAAAGCACCAAGGAAGUGCUGGCCAAGGUAGAAGGAUCGUCGUCCCCUGCCCCUGCGUAGUACGAAGAGUGGAGUAGGACGAUCGCGUGGGGCCGUGGGAAGCUACCGUAGACUCGUCGUCGUUUGCUCCAUGUACAGAAUGGACGAGAUAAUGAAUGUAUCGAGGAUGGAUCGAUGGAUCGAUGGUUCGAUAUGAAGUGA